UCUCCCUGGGUGGGGAUACAGUACUUCAAAAACUAGAAAAGGAGUAAAAGAAAAGUGUCUCACCUUUGCCUGCUCUCGGUGUUGGCAUCUUCCUAAACAGGGUGAGCUGACCAGGAGAUAUUUUUGCCUUUCCUUACCACUCAGCCCUAUUCUCACACUUGCAGCUGGCACCAAGGUGCAGGACUUUGCAGAGCACAUUGUGGCUUGCAUUUAUUCAGCCUGAGUUCAGUCACCCAAAACCUUGCAGGUCUAUUUUGAAACAUUAUUCAGUCUCUGGAGUUUCUUUUUUUUUUUUUCCUUCUCUUACUUCUGACAUCAUUUCCUGAGUGCUAUAUUCACCGAGCUCUGUAGCCAGAUCAUCUUCUCAGCAUAUGGUGCAAGGAGGUCUUUAAAAUGGAUUUCAGCUCUCCUUUUACUCUGCAGUGCUUGCUGGUGAUAAUAACUGUUACUCAUGGCUCUAUCACCUGGACCAGUGUGCUCAGUGGCAGCUCAGCAGUCUUCUCUGUGGGAAUUCAGAGCCUGCAGAACCUCUCCAGUAUGAGCAAGAGGGACAUGAGAUGCUUGACAAGUGUCUCGAGUGAUACUUUGCUGGCUAAGUGUGGCACUUCUGCCCCCAGAUGCCUGAACUUCUGGAAUGGCUCUCUAGUGCUGAAGACUGUGGAGAAAGAGGACGAAGGAAAAUAUGAGUUUGUUUUUCACAACACCACCAGAGUUUUUACAGUGCAAGUAUUUGAGCCAGCCAUUGGUAUCCAGUGCUUUCCUAAUGGGACUGGAGAGUUGUCUUGCAACGUGAACAGCAACGAGAGCACCAGCUUUCGGUGGCUGCUGAAUGGCACCGUGAUGAGUGCCCCUGAGGCUUGUGUUAAAGAUGGCGGGAAGAAGGUUCGCCUGGACAAAACCGGUCCUGGGGAGUUUGUAUGUGAGGUUUACCAUGGGAACAGUGUCACCAGGACCAGGCCUGUUUUGCUCUCUUGUAGCUAUGGCCAGCUGCACAAAGAUUUACCAGUCUAUACAAAUGUCUCUCCAUCAGCCCUACACCAUCAGAGGUGUGGAGACCUGCUGCAGUAUCCAUGGUUCAUCUACAUCCUUGCAGGGUGUGCAGGGGGUGCAGUUAUCAUGGUGGUGCUUGUAUCCUCAGUCAUAUGUUGCUGCAUGAAAAGGAAACACAAAUUCAUCCCAGUGCCUUCAGAGGAGGAGAAAGAUGACAGACUAACAAUGUCCAUGAUCUCCAGUGAAAGUGUGAAGAGCCCCCCCAGUGGAGACCAUGUUGAGGCUCAAGCUGCCCAAAUUGACUGUCCUCCAAAGCCUGAUGCUGCCCAGACUGAUCAAGAUGUUGAGCCUCAGCCACUUGUGGAAGAAAACUUGGCAGUGGAGGUGGAGGCUGAGGAAAUGCCAGACCCAGAGGUCAUAGUUGAUGUGGAAAGCCAGGAAAAUCCCUCAGACUGUUUCCCAGAUCCAAGUGAUGCCUGAUCUGUCAUGCUUGCUGUUCUACCCUGCCUUGAAGCCUACAACACCCAUCCUUUGCGUCCCAUAGUCCCACUAUGUGUAAGAAUUAGUCCAGGAAAUUUUGGCAGGGGAAAGGCAUGAGGUGUCAGGCCUGCUAACUUCAUUUAAAAAGAUAAAUACGUAUACAAGGAAAAGUAGAUUCUUGGCUUGAAGGCCACACUGCUGUGGGCUGCCAAGUUCUCUAACAAACAAAACUGGGCAGCUCAUUGAUGCUUUGCCUCUUAAUAGACCUGCAGCUAAACUGUGGAGCCCUAGAGGACAGCCUGAAAUAAGACGGGCAGCUCCUCUGCUUCCUGCCACCUUAUGUCUUGCCAUGUCUCUCACAGGCAGCAGCUCCUGCAAGGGGCAGGCAUGGCAGGCAGGUUGGGAUGGCCUUCCAGUCCCAGACAGAAACAAGAACUUGCCCGAGAUUUCCUGAGAAAGCCCCUUCCUUCAGAGAUUUCAAGGCAUUUUUCACAGGCCCUCAGAAAAAAGCUCAAUGGAGAUCUCUGUGUGCUUGGUUUCUAUCUAAAUCACUCCUCUGAGCUCCAGCCCCUUUAUGAUUUGUUCACCACUUGCUGUUUGGGACCAGGAGUGGUGGUGGUGGCAGGGACUGCUGUGUGCAGACCCUAGGAGGUGAUGGCUUGCUUGCCUUUUGAUGCCCUGUAAUGGCUUUCACCAGAACCUCACUGCUCAGGUUGUGAGUUAAACCAGCUCCAUCACUAGCUUGCUUGCUUGCAGCAGGAGGGGGCCUGGGGUGUGUAAUUUUGUCAAAAACGCUGAUUAUAACACUGAGAUCAUUCGUCAGUGCAAGCAUUAGUGCCUUUAGUGUAAUGAUUUAGCUACUGCAAGCUCAUAAAGCAGGCCAUCUACCUGUACAUGUAGGCUUUUUCAGUGCUGUGUUACUUGGACAGGCAGGAGCCAUUCACAGACUCUCUUAGGCAAGUCUUACUGCUAUGCAAGUCCUGUUCUGCUCAGGAGAGGUUUGCAAGUAGAGCAGCUGGGGUAGACUUGCAGGGAAGAAGGAUGAGGUAAGGAGAGGGCAAAGAUUCGAUCCCAGGCAGCAGGUAACUGAGUCCCUGGCAAGCUGCCCGGGGCUGCAGGGUUCUCGAGGCACAAGGAGUACUGCAGAUGCACUGCCAGAGCAAGGUAUUUACUGUACAAGUGCAUUUUGGUAGCUGGAAGUGAGACAUGUUGGUGUUAACCUAACCCUGUGGGCUAGAAAGGCAUGGUAGAGAGAUGGUACAGGUUGAGGCUGAAAGGAGCGGGGAAGUGUGUGUUGCAUUCCUCUCUUCCCUUCUUGCAUCCCUCUCUUUCCUUUUGCUCUUCUUUUAUAUUGUGCUGAUAUUGUGCCAUGAAUCCCUUGGAAACAGAUUUGAGGUAUGCCUUGUAAAUGUCACUCAACAAGGUCUGCGAGUACCCCAACAAAGUAAAAACCAAGCUGAAGCCGCUUCUCUCCCAGGCAGGGGAGCUGGUGGGACUGCUGCAUGCUCACCUGAAGUCUGCAUGUCUGUGACCAUGGCAAAGCUCUGCACCUGUGACGCCCAGCCAUAGGUGGUUGUUCUUGUUGUUUCCUUGUCUUGUGACUCUGUUUAGAAGAUAUUUGGAUCUCAUGUGCUGUGUUGGUGGUGAUUCAUCCUCUCUGCUUUUUAAGGCUGCUGUAGGAAUCAGAUUUUCCACACUAAAAGGAAGAUAGUAUUUCUUUUCCUCAUGGCGCUGUUCUAGCUCCUUUCAGUGCAAACAUUCCUCAAAGGCUGUGAGUUGAAUGACAAAAAUAUGACGCCAAGUGCUUGGGGUGGCAAGUGCCUGUAAGCAGCACAGUGGCAGUGAGUGAUGCUGGGUGAACAGGAGCUGCUGUCACCAAAAUGGGAGGACAGUCAGCUUUGCAUCUCUUCUGCACUUUCUGCCGGGGCAGACAGGGGACAGUCGACUCCAGUACGUGCUUCGAAGGGGGGACAUUUCCUUGGGCUGCUCUGAAGUAGAAGCCAGCAGUGUUCUGGGUGCUGCGGGUGGCAGAGUAGGGCCACCCUUGUUCUGCUGAGCUGGUGCAUCCUGACUUCAGCUUUUCCUAGUGCUGCCUUGCUUCUGUCAGCCCUGGGAGGGCUGGGGUGCCCUAUUAGCACCACCAUUUUACCACUAUUAGUGUAACCCCAGUCCAGGAAGCAUUUUUCCCAUUGAGACAGGAAUCUGAAACUCAAGAUGGCUUAUGGGGCACAUGGCUUUAUGAGGCAUAUGUCUAUGAUGACAUGGCUGGUUUUCUGUCCUUUGCUGAAGAUGCAGGCAAAGGUUUCUGUUACCGUGAGGUGAGAAGUCCACCCUGUGCUCUUCCUUUAACUGUAUGUGUUCAUGUCCAGCUAUUUUCUUUUUUGAUGGCUUUGUUUUCCCCAUUAUGCUUUUGUUCCUAAUAAAGAGAUCUGUUUUCUAACUUCUUUUGGAAAU
Molecule: messenger RNA, 3924 nt
Organism: Pezoporus occidentalis (night parrot)
Lineage: Eukaryota; Metazoa; Chordata; Aves; Psittaciformes; Psittacidae
Exons: 7
Coding region: 394-1470 (358 amino acids)
Source: RefSeq, a predicted model, not a curated record